Molecule: messenger RNA, 1707 nt
Organism: Lactuca saligna
Lineage: Eukaryota; Viridiplantae; Streptophyta; Magnoliopsida; Asterales; Asteraceae
Source: the annotation of a GenBank genome assembly
AUGAACCCCUUGGACAAUGAAGAAUUCAGGAGGCAAGGCCAUAUGGUUAUAGACUUCCUUGCCGAUUAUUACAAAAACAUCAACAAUUACCCUGUCCGAAGCCAAGUCAAUCCCGGCUAUCUAGCAGAAAGGUUGCCUGAAUGCGCCCCAUUGCUCCCAGAAUCAAUUGAAAGUAUACUCAAAGAUGUCGAUAAGGAUAUUAUUCCAGGCUUAACACAUUGGCAAAGUCCAAACUUUUAUGCCUACUUUGCAUCCAGCACAAGCACCGCAAGCUUUCUUGGUGAAAUGCUUAUCAAUGGGUUCAAUGUUGUAGGGUUUAAUUGGUUAUCUUCUCCUGCUGCCACUGAGCUAGAGAUCGUGGUCAUGGAGUGGUUGUCAAAACUACUUCGACUUCCCCAGUCCUUCUCAUUCUCCGGCAAUGGUGGAGGUGUUUUGCUUGGCACUACGUGUGAGGCCAUCAUUUGCACCAUGCUUGCUGCAAGAGAGAAGAUGCUUGAUCAAAUCGGAAGGGAAAACACAGAGAAGCUUGUUGUAUACUGUUCCGACCAAACCCAUGUUUGUCUCGAAAAGGCAGCCAAAAUUGUUGGGAUAAAUCCGGAGAAUGUUCGAAAAGUCUUGACAACCAAGUCGACAAACUAUAAACUCUCCCCACAACGACUUGAAGAGUCGAUUAAAAGAGACGUUGAAGCUGGUUUAAUUCCGUUGUAUUUAUGUGCUACUGUUGGAACAACGUCAACCACAACUGUUGAUCCAUUGGGACCCUUGUGUGAGUUGUCAAGCAAAUAUAAUAUGUGGGUUCACGUGGAUGCUGCAUAUGCCGGAAGUGCUUGUAUCUGCCCUGAGUUUCGUCAUUUCCUUGAUGGUGUAGAGGGUGCGAGUUCCUUCAGUUUUAAUGCACACAAAUGGCUCCUGACUAAUCUUGCUUGUUGCUGUCUUUGGGUGAAAGACAAUUCCGCCCUCACCAAACCUCUCUCCACGAAUUCAGAGUACUUGAAAAACAAAGCGACUGAAUCAGGACAAGUUGUGGACUUCAAAGACUGGCAGAUAACACUAACAAGACGAUUCCAAGCCUUGAAGUUAUGGAUGGUCCUAAGGAGCUAUGGGGUGACUGGUUUGAGACAAUUCUUAAGAAACCAUGUGAAAAUGGCGAAGGAUUUCGAAAUGAUGGUGACCAUGGACAGUAGGUUUGAGAUUGUGGUACCUAGAUACUUUUCUAUGGUUUGUUUCAGGGUUUCUCCCCAUGUUAUAAAUCCGCACCAUGGCAACGAUCAUGAAGCAAAUGAAUUCAACAGAAAGUUAUUGGAAUCAGUAAAUGCAACAGGGAUUAUUUACAUGACGCAUUCAAUGGUUGAAGGAGUUUUUAUUAUCAGGUUUUCUGUGGGUGCAACUCUGACUGAAGAUAGGCAUAUAAAGAUGGCUUGGGAGUUGGUGCAGGAUCAAGCAACUUCCCUGUUGGGUACACUAACACCAAAGGCGGAUUCUAAUGAGAAAAAUGCGGCCACACAGUCUCCAGAAACCCUUCUGCGAUGCGAUUUACCUGCCACUCACCAGUAUUUUGCUUCCCUUCGUCAUACCUCUGCUGGUUUCAUAGAUUUUAGCCACAUAUUUGAGUUUGUUGAGUUUCAAUUUGUGGAAAUCCAGCCAUUCGACGACCCUACCACUCAUCUCCGGCCACUACUAAAGGCCACCAGUGCGAUUUUCCAGUGA